Messenger RNA from Closterium sp. NIES-65, 3462 nucleotides. The record is from the annotation of a GenBank genome assembly. NCBI's taxonomy places the organism in Eukaryota, Viridiplantae, Streptophyta, Zygnematophyceae, Desmidiales, Closteriaceae.
AUGUCGGCCCACUUGCUCUCCGCGGCCUCUUUCGCCUCACCACUCUCACUUGACCAACCGCCUUGCUGCCUCCGCGUUCUUUCGGGCGACUCAGGACAGCGCCGCAACCCGUCCUCACUGUUGGGACCUGGGGUAAGCGAAGCGCCCAGCGCGUCGAGGGCGGAAUGGGCACGGGGAGAGUCCGCAGGCAGUGCUAGCGGGUUUCGCUCCGUUGCAGGCCGAGCGCAGUCGGGCAACUGGCGCAGCUUAAUACGGGGAGGGAUCUCAGCGCGGGGCGAAAGCAGGAGCAGUGCGGGACCGGGCGCUGAGCAGUGGGGGCAGAGUGCGGAGGGGCGCAGAGAGGCAGGCGGAAACGGCGGAGGGUGGUCCGACAGGGGACGGAGAGGUGGGGGGCGGUCGGUUGGCGGAUGGGAGAGAGGGGGACGGCGAGGAGGUAGCGGAGGAUGGGGGGCCGGCGAAGGGGACAUCGGAGGUUUAAGGGACAGGGAAGGCGCAGGGCGGCGGGAGGGAUCGCGCGGUGAUGGAGGGGAUUGGGAAAGGCAAUGGGGUGGGGGAGCGGAGAGCGCGCGCGAGCGAGGGCUGGAGGGGAGGGAUGGCAGGGACGCAUGGCGCGCGGACGGCGGUCGCGCGGAAAGGGGGCGGGGCGGCGGGCGCGGUGGCGGAUCCUGGGACGCGCGGAGCCGAGGGGGAAGAGGCAGGGCGGGAUCUUCCGCGUCGUGGGGCCGAGGGGGACGAGGCGCAAGCGAGCGCGGGAGGGGACCGGGUGGGCAGGCGGGCGGAACGGGGGCGUGGGGGAGGCGAGGAGAGGGGCGGUGGGGGAGCGAGGAGGGUGCGGAGGAGGAGUUGCCGUCGGGGUCGUUCGUGCUGCCCGACCCCGAGGCGGACGGCGCGGCGGACGGCGUGCUCGUGGUGGGCGUCGAGGGCCGCCCCCCCGCGCUCUCCCCGCGCGACCUCGUGUGGGCGCGCGCGCGCCGCGUGCGGUCGGGCGUGGUGAGCGACGCGCGGUGGUGGUCGGUGAUGGAUGGCGACCGGUACGUGGGGGACGACGAGGGGGACGAGGGGGCGCAGGGGGACGAGUGGGAGGGGGAGGGGGGGGAAGGGGGGGCUUUUGGGAGGGCGGGGGUGAUGGCGGGAGAUGCGGGGAGGGGCCGGGAGGGGAGAGGGGCAGAGCGCGGGGACGAGUCGGACACAGAGGGGGAGGAGGGGGAGGAGGUGGAGGUGGAAAUGCGGGGGCAGGGGGGAGGUUGGGGGGAAGAGGAUGAGGCGGAUGGGCGAGAGGGCAUGAGGGCAGGGAGGAGGGGCGAGGAGGGGGCGGGCAGCAGGCGGGUGAGGGGCGUGCGGCUGUUCGGGCGGGACUUUGGGCGCAGCCAGGCAGGCAAGGGGGGGGACGGCGGUGAGGAUGCCAACCUGUCAACGCGGAGCCCGCGGGUGGCAACACCACAUGCUGACGUGGCGGCCUUGAGCAAUGCUGGUGACAGCAGGCAGAGGCUGGGUGGGGUGGGUGUGGGCGCCGGCAGCGCUGGCAGCGCGCAGCAGCCGUGGGGCGAGGGCGCGAGGGGAGGGGGUGCGGCGGGGUGGCAGGGCGCGGAGGAGAUGCGUGGAGCAGGGAGGAGGGGGAGGAAGUCGCAGGAGGAGGAAGAAGAGGAGGAGGAGGGAGGGGAGUGGGCGAGUGGGUCGGAGUGGGCGCGGUACGGCAUGGAGGCGCCGUUUGAGGGCAUCAUUGAGCUGGACGACGGCGAUGGUGUAUGGGGGGCGGGCGCGCAUGGCACGGCGGGCAGGCGGCGGCAGGAGGGAGCAGCAGCAGCAGCAGGUGGAGGGGGGGGGGAUGAGGGCCCCAGCGUGCUGGAUGCCCUGCGCCGCCAGGUGGCGCCACGAGCCAAGGGGGGCGACGAGGGGCGGGUUGGGGGCAAAGCAGAGAAGGGGGAGAAGGGGAAGGAGGCGAGCAAGGAUGGUGGUGGGCGGGAUGCAGCAGCAGCAGCAGGCAAGGCAUCUGAGGGGUCUGGCGUGGGGAGGGCAGCGGUGGCGGUGGUGGCGCCAUCCCAGCGCGAAAACUACGACCCAGCGCUGGCAGACCAGUUCUUCAGCCGCACCUCCUUCGCCCAACUCGCCGCUUCACCCGCCGCCCUCACUGCCCUCCACGCGCUCGGCAUCACCCGCCCCUCACACAUCCAGGCAGCAGCGUUCCCGUACGUGCUGCGCGGAGCGGACUGCAUUAUGGCGGACCAGACGGGCACCGGCAAGACACUCGCCUACCUGCUGCCGCUGCUGCAGCGCCUCAAGGCCCACGAGCUUGAACGCGCGGGAGGGGGCGAGGGGGGCAGCGGGGAGGGGGAGGGCAGGGAGGGGGCUGGAGGAGGGCGUGUGGGCGGUGCGCGCAUGGGAGCAGCGCCGAAGCGACCGGCGGCGAUUGUGUUGGUGCCCACCACUGAGCUGGCGAACCAGGUGGUGCGUGUGGCGCGGCAGCUGUCAGCGGGCGGCAUGAGGGUGCGGUCGGUGGCGGUGACGGGAGGGCACCGGUGGCGCACGCAGGUGGAGGCGCUGGCGGGCGGGGUGGACGUGGUGGUGGGCACACCCGGCCGCGUGCUGCAACACCUCGACGCCGGCUCCAUGCUGCUGGACGAUGUUACGUGUGUGGUGGUGGACGAGGCGGACAUCAUGUUUGACGACGACGACUUCAGCGCCGCCCUCAAGCCCAUCCGCAUGGGGUGCUCGCGCGCAUGCCAGGUGGUGCACGUCACGGCCACGCUGCCAGCCGACGUGCACCAGCAGCUGCUGCAAGAGUACCCCACCGCCGUCUCCCUCAUCGGCCCCAGCCUGCACCUCACCUCCUCCGGCCUGCACGAGGUGCUGGUGGACUGCUCGCAGGCGGAGGGCGAGCAGCGCUCGGAGGAGGGCGGCUUUGCACGCAAGCGGGCGGCGCUGCUGCAGAUUGUGGGGGCGAGCAGGGGCAGGCGCAGGGGAGACGCGGAGGGAGAGGAGGGGGAGGGGAGUGUGGGCGCAGUGAGAGAAGGCGAGGAGAGCAGCGUUGGGUCAAAGAAGACGAUUGUUUUCUGCAACAAGAUAGAGACGUGUCGCCGGGUGGAGAACGUGCUGGUGAGGGCAGACCGCCAGCAGCGCCGCUACAGGGUGCUCGUGUGCCACGCGGGCAUCGCCCCCGACGCGCGCCGCCAGGCCUUGGAGCAGCUGCUCGCGCCCAACCCACCCCUGCCCCUCAUCCUCGUCUGCACUGACCGGGCGUCGCGCGGCAUAGACAGCAUCGACGUGGACCGAGUGGUGCUCUUUGACUUCCCUCGUGACCCCAGCGAGUACGUCCGCCGCGUGGGCCGCACGGCCAGGGGAGCGGGCGGCACGGGCACGGUGUAUGUGUUCGUGCAGGGCGGGCAGGUGGGGCUGGCUCGCCGCAUCAUGACCCGCAACGACCGCGGGCUGCCUGUGCAUGAGGUGCCCGACAGCUUCUUCUGA